AGUGUCAUUUGGAAUAACAGUUCAGUCGUAACGAGAGUGCAAUAGUGGUUAUACUGUAACAUUUGCUCGUAUUAUUUCGGAAUUGGGAACUGCCGAAUUUUUAUAUUAAAUGUGUGUUUUUUAAAAUAGAUUUUAGUUACAGAAGAUCCUCAUAAUGGCUUUCACAUUUGCCAAUAUGAAGUACACGCCGCUUCUGGUGUUCCAAAUACUUCUAAUGGUACUUUACUAUAUAUUUGUGAAAUAUGGAGGCGAAGAAGACCACAAUAUACGAGGUUUUGAAGACACUCAUGUGAUGAUAUUCAUCGGUUUCGGUUUCCUUAUGACAUUUUUGAAGAAAUACUCCUACAGUGCCCUUGGAUUUAAUUGGUUCCUUGCAGCGCUCGUCAUACAAUGGGCUUUACUCUGCCAAUCAUUUUAUCAUAUGAAGGACAACACAAUAUACUUAACAAAAAAAUUGCUAUUGGAGGCAGAUAUAAUGUCAGCUACAGUUUUGAUCACAUUUGGUGCCGUUCUUGGUGUCGCCAGCGGACUUCAGCUGCUUUUCAUAGCUAUUAUUGAAACAGCCGUCGGUUGCUUCAACUUUUGGCUGGUUGCGGACGUCUUUAAAGCAGCUGACGUCGGUGGAUCAAUUGCAAUUCAUGCGUUUGGGGCUUAUUUUGGCCUCGGUGUGAGCUUGGCUUUGAAAGGGAAGAAAACAAAAUCUGAAGCUGCGGAAAAUGUGGUCGACCUGAAUGGUGCGAGCUAUAAUUCGGAUGUAACGGCUAUGAUUGGAUCAAUAUUCCUCUGGAUCUACUGGCCAUCUUUCAACUCGGCACUCACCAAUUCUAACAGCGAGUACCAACGGGCCGUCGUCAAUACGUAUUUGUCUCUUGCAGCUGCUACAGUAACAACUUUCGUCAUGUCUUCAGCAUUGAGCAAGCAUCAUGGUAAACUGGACAUGGUGCACAUACAGAACUCAACACUGGCCGGAGGAGUAGCUGUAGGAUCAGUGUGCAAUAUGUUUAUUGGGGCAGGCAGUGCUAUUGCUAUCGGAAUCGGUGCUGGUUUGCUCAGCGUGCUUGGGUACCAAUACUUAACACCACUACUCACUCGGCUUGGAAUUGGUGACACAUGUGGAGUGCACAACCUUCACGGAAUGCCUGGCGUCUUCUCUGGUAUACUGACUGCAAUCUUUGCCGGUCUGGCGACUAAAGAGGAGUACGGCACUGAUCUAACCGGCGUUUUUGAGGCUAUGAAAGAGGACGGCAUCGCAAGGAGUGCAGGCGACCAAGCUCUCAACCAAUUUCUGUCUUUGAUAGUGACUCUUGCAGUCUCUUUUAUCGCUGGAACUAUCACCGGAUUUCUCGCCCGGGCGCCGUUCUUGGAGCCAUUAAAGGAUAACGAAGAAUACAAUGACGAAAUCAACUGGGAAUUGCCAUAAUCAAACAAAAUUUUUGCUGAAAAAGCUAUGUUUAUAAUGAUUUUUUUUUGUAACGACCUCGAUUUUGGCAGUACUUUUUUAGUUAAGUUUUUUUGUAUUGUGAGAAUAAAGACAAGCUAAACAUUGUCUAAUGACUAUUGAUAUUGUUGUUGUGUUAUUAAAUAAUAAUACUCUUAUAUUUAUUUGGUCACAUAAUCGAUGUCAAUAUGCAAUUGAUUGUAAGUGUAGCUGGUGCUAACUAAAUUAGUAAUACACUCAUUAAACAUAAGCUUUAAUUAAAUCUCUCGGCUUUGUGAUGCGUAGAAGUGUGUUUUUUUAUUAUGUAUACGUUUAAAUAAAUUGCACAAGUAUUAA
Messenger RNA from Pieris rapae (cabbage white), 1774 nucleotides. RefSeq names its product ammonium transporter Rh type B-B (gene Rh50). The transcript has 10 exons. The coding region runs from base 155 to 1420 and encodes 421 amino acids. Gene Ontology annotation, cellular component: plasma membrane. Lineage: Eukaryota; Metazoa; Arthropoda; Insecta; Lepidoptera; Pieridae. Gene Ontology annotation, biological process: ammonium homeostasis; ammonium transmembrane transport. The record is from RefSeq and is a predicted model, not a curated record. Gene Ontology annotation, molecular function: ammonium channel activity.